Sturnus vulgaris (Common starling) is the source of this 1311-nucleotide messenger RNA. NCBI's taxonomy places the organism in Eukaryota, Metazoa, Chordata, Aves, Passeriformes, Sturnidae. The record is from RefSeq and is a predicted model, not a curated record.
AAUUAGUGACUUUGCAAUUCCUUAUUUAAAGGGAGCUGGGGGGCAAUUGACACAAAACUCUCCUGCUACCUGCAGCCCAAAGACUGAAGCAGAGUAGUCUCAAGGAUCUCCAGUACCUCUACUCAGCAGAAUGAAAUACGCACAGUAUGUUUUCCUGGCCUCGCUCUUCUACACUGUUGAAUAUAGCCUAGCUCAGACCUGUGCAGUGGAGUCUUUCUCUGUGAAAGACAAUUUUGAUCCAAAAAGGUAUGCAGGGAAAUGGUAUGCCCUGGCCAAGAAGGAUCCAGAAGGCCUCUUCCUUCAGGACAACAUCUCUGCUGAGUACACUGUAGAGGAAGAUGGCACAAUGACAGCGUCCUCCAAAGGCCGAGUGAAGCUUUUUGGUUUCUGGGUGAUCUGUGCUGACAUGGCUGCUCAGUACACAGUACCUGACCCAACCACUCCAGCAAAAAUGUAUAUGACCUACCAGGGACUGGCCAGCUACCUCUCCAGUGGUGGGGACAACUACUGGGUGAUUGACACUGACUAUGACAACUAUGCCAUCACCUAUGCCUGCCGCAGCCUGAAGGAGGAUGGCUCCUGUGAUGAUGGCUACUCCCUGAUCUUCUCGCGCAACCCCCGCGGCCUCCCCCCAGCCAUCCAGCGCAUUGUGCGCCAGAAGCAGGAAGAAAUCUGCAUGUCUGGCCAGUUCCAGCCUGUGCUUCAGUCAGGGGCCUGCUAAAAGUAUGCUUCUGAUCCGAUCCUUAAGCACAGAAACCAGACCUGUUGGUCUUGAAGUUGCCACAGAAAUAAUAAUAUUUUAAAAAAAUCAUAGUAUGGAAUAGUGUGUUUUUCCUGAAAAACACAUGAAAAUAUUGGGGGAUCUUUAAACAGUGUGCAAUAUAAUAGUGAUAUUUGAAUUUUCAAGGGAAUACCUAAUGUGGCAUUUGUCAAUAAAUGUUUUUGAAAAAAAGGCUCUCUGGAACUGGUUUUUAUAGCCUGAUGUCCUGUCGUUGGGGAGUAGAAGGACAGAAGAUGCUUACUGAGGAGUGGUGAGAUAACAGCCAAGGGUGCUCCCAGCACAGGAGGGGCAGUGUCACUCCUCAGCACUGAACAGGGGGACAGGGCAAGGACCGUGAGAGGGGCGUAUCUCCUGACAGUGCUGAUUGUCACAUAAAAGCAUGGUGAUAAGAUAAGUCUGGGAUUCACCUAGAAAGCCAGCAAAUGAAGGCAGUAAGUCACAUCACUGAGAUGGCUCCAGCCAAAAACUGGACUUGAGAGCAUGUCUGAGGCAGAGCUACCUGCAGCAAAGUUCCCAAGGGGAGAACCACA